AUGUGCUGUGGCUGGAGUCCGUUCUACGCCGAGGACACUCAGCAGAUGUACAAGAACAUCGCAUUCGGCAAAGUCCGAUUCCCCCGUGAUGCGCUUAGCACCGAGGGAAGAAAUUUCGUCAAGGGUCUGCUGAACCGGAAUCCCAAGCAUCGGCUGGGCGCCAAUGGCGACGCCAAGGAGCUCAUGGCACACCCAUUCUUCCACGACAUCAACUGGGACACACUGUGCCGCAAGCAAGUCAUUCCUCCGUUCAAGCCGCAGCUGCAGUCUGAAACCGACACGUCGAAUUUCGAUCCCGAAUUCACAAACGCUAUGGAGCUGAAUAACUCGCUCAAUCUCCGCGCCGCAAACAUCGCCAACGGCCUAAUGCCAGCCUCCACACCCUUAUCUCCCGGGAUGCAAGCCAAUUUCAAGGGCUUCACCUUCGUGAAUGAGAGCUCUAUUGACCAUCACCUUAUGGAUGACAGCGAUCAUAUGGAAGACGACGCCAUGCACGACGAUCACUGGCAACGAGGCCACCGGUCAGGCAACUCGGUCGACCAGCGCAUGACAGGCGUCCAGAAGACGCGCGACGGCACGGAACCCGGGAUUUUCAACGUUGACGAUACCUUUGACAUGUGA
This is a messenger RNA of Penicillium egyptiacum, 621 nucleotides long. The record is from the annotation of a GenBank genome assembly. NCBI's taxonomy places the organism in Eukaryota, Fungi, Ascomycota, Eurotiomycetes, Eurotiales, Aspergillaceae.